CACGCUCAAUUCUACUCAGAUCUCGUGCCGGGGAUGAUCCCAAUCGCCCUGCUCGGUUCGGCGGUAUACAUGGCUCUGCAACUGCUCCAGUCACGCCUGUCACAUGAAAAGCACCUUGACGAGGCGCGCUCACGCAUCAAUGAACUGGAGGCCGAAAUCGAUGCAUUG
Messenger RNA from Heterobasidion irregulare TC 32-1, 168 nucleotides. RefSeq lists its product as uncharacterized. The record is from RefSeq and is a predicted model, not a curated record. NCBI's taxonomy places the organism in Eukaryota, Fungi, Basidiomycota, Agaricomycetes, Russulales, Bondarzewiaceae. The transcript has 2 exons. The annotation marks the transcript as partial.